Xenopus laevis (African clawed frog) is the source of this 1424-nucleotide messenger RNA. RefSeq names its product kirsten rat sarcoma viral oncogene homolog S homeolog (gene krasl.S). Gene Ontology annotation, molecular function: GTP binding; G protein activity; GTPase activity. The coding region runs from base 294 to 854 and encodes 186 amino acids. Gene Ontology annotation, biological process: signal transduction. Lineage: Eukaryota; Metazoa; Chordata; Amphibia; Anura; Pipidae. The record is from RefSeq and is a predicted model, not a curated record. Gene Ontology annotation, cellular component: plasma membrane; membrane. The transcript has 5 exons.
GGAAGACGCUGCGGAGCUCCUCCUUCUGAUUGGGUUGCUGUGUGUGCGCCUUAUCCGCCCUGGGCUGUGGGCACUUCCGGAUGUCUGGUGUCGGCUCUGCGGGAGGAGAAAUCCAAUGUUACAGAAUGGGAGUUCCUGAGGCGCUGUGACUAAUCCCCCCCCACCCCCGCACAUUGGGGAAAUCCACCGGCGGGCAGAAAGCCAGAGGGAGCACUAAGGGGGGCUAAACCAAAGGAAACCGCAGGAGUCAGAAACACAGGGAUCCGUGACGAGCCCGAAUCGGCGCUGGUGAAAUGACCGAGUACAAACUAGUGGUGGUUGGUGCUGGGGGCGUAGGGAAGAGCGCUCUUACAAUCCAGCUCAUUCAGAACCAUUUUGUGGACGAGUAUGAUCCUACCAUUGAGGACUCGUAUAGAAAGCAGGUGGUGAUAGACGGGGAAACUUGCCUCCUAGACAUAUUGGAUACUGCGGGGCAAGAGGAAUACAGUGCCAUGAGGGAUCAGUACAUGCGCACGGGAGAAGGGUUUCUCUGUGUCUUUGCUAUUAAUAACACAAAGUCUUUCGAGGACGUCCAUCAUUACAGGGAACAGAUUAACAGAGUAAAAGAUUCCGAUGAUGUUCCCAUGGUGUUAGUUGGUAACAAAUGUGAUCUCCCAUCCCGGACUGUGGACACAAAGCAAGCACAGGAACUGGCAAAGAGCUACGGCAUACCUUUCAUAGAGACCUCUGCCAAAACUAGACAGGGAGUCGAAGAUGCCUUCUAUACCCUAGUCCGUGAAAUCCGCAAGCACAAAGAGAAGAUCAGCAAUGGGAAAAAGAAGAAGUCCUCCAAGAGAAAGUGUGCCAUUCUUUAAUGUGCCAACCUGACCCCCCACACACACACACUUCGCUCGUGGAUCAGCGAGAGAGAACCGUGCCAUCACAGACCUGAAAGCAAGCAAAAAAAAAAAAAAACGAAUGUGUGGACUUUCGUUGUUGCCGUGGAAACCAUAGAAUUGUCAUAAAAUUUAAAAAAACAAACAAACAUUGACUACUUCUUUUAACACAACCGAUAAAUGGCACAAGCUGUGCUGAAUUUGCGUCCAGAGGACUUGGAACCCCCCACAAUCGUUUAUACCGUAGCUAUUCAUCAUGAACAAACUGUUUUACCAGAAGGACAAAUGCAAUAGCCCCUUCUUUUUAACCCCCCUCCUUGUUUUUUUUUUUUUAUUUCUCCCUGGAAAAGACGUUGGCCGACAUGGAGGGGAAUAACCUGCCCGGCCUUUCUUACAAACCCAAUAAAGAUUGAAACACUCGCCAGUAUUUUUGUGAACCAUAGUAGGAAGGAAUGCUAGGAAUUGUGCAAGGGUGUGUUGAGGGAAACAAUAGUAAUGGUUGUUGUCUGAAUAUUGGGAAACCUACUAGAAAUAAACAAACUCCAUGCA